This is a messenger RNA of Larimichthys crocea (large yellow croaker), 3013 nucleotides long. It is a transcript of the gene tdh2, whose product is annotated as L-threonine dehydrogenase 2. NCBI's taxonomy places the organism in Eukaryota, Metazoa, Chordata, Actinopteri, Sciaenidae. Gene Ontology annotation, molecular function: L-threonine 3-dehydrogenase activity. The record is from RefSeq and is a predicted model, not a curated record. The coding region runs from base 1154 to 2290 and encodes 378 amino acids. The transcript is spliced from 8 exons. Gene Ontology annotation, biological process: L-threonine catabolic process.
GGACUGAAAUAAAAAGUGGUUGACCCUGGUAUUUCUGGAGUAUCUUAAGAUAUAUUAGAUCUUAACUGAGCUGAAGAGAUAAGCAUAAUUGGGGGCCAUUGUUAUUCUACAGAAAAUUUAGAGAUCAUUUCCAGGAGUGACAAUAGGAUGUUUUGGAAUAAAUAAAGUAAUUGUGUGAAUAUAUUUAUCAAAAUAUUAGUUCUCCAAAUUUAGGACACAGGUAGAGAUGUCCAUCUAUUAACUGAGCUAGUAAUUAGUUCCAUCAUUGGAUUCUAAAACACCACAUCUUUUACAUUGGGUAGUAUGUUUAGACCUAAAUAUGUAAAAAAAAAAAUAAUAAUAAUUAGCAGCUGUGAGAUGGGAGUCUUGUGAAUUUGGAUUAUCUCUUUGUUUGGAAGUUAUUAAUGACAGGGAAGAUUUAAAAUGAAUAUUUUGUAACCUUAUAAAUCACAUUUACAAGACAGAAAAAGUAUGGCAUCAUCAGCAUAUAAGGUGAUACAAUGAUGUCAUUUGAGUGUAAUUGGCCUAUAUUUUCACACAAUGUAUAGUGCUUUAAAAACUGUAACAUUCUCUUCCUGUUUGGCAAAAUCUAAGUUGGUAAUUAUUUUCUGACAUGUUUUCACUCAUAAAUAUUAUCAGUAAAGCAUGGCUAUAUAACGCACACACCUCCCAGUCCUGUUAAGCUCAGCUAAACACUCUUCACAAUACAAAUCCAAGUCAGCAUGUUUGCACACACGGAGCUUUGCAAGCUGGAGACUGUAGUCCUGUUCAAUCAAGAGCCCUGGUGAUUAUACAAAGUGGACAAGAACCGCAUAGCCCAGCAUGACUUUCUACACACGCUUAUGGUACUGUGGUUACUGGGUCAAGUGAGAUGGUGACCGAUCAGACGGUAAUCUUUUAAUUCUUCUUAUCCACUCUUAUUUUAUAAUUUAGUUUAGAGGAUUAGUUUGGGAUUUUUUUCAUUUUUGCUGCUAUAGUUGCUCAUUUUAGACCAAGAAUCAUCUGUCUGGGAUUUCUGAUUUUAUCAGCAAACAGGUAAAAAAAAGUUCAAUUUGUAUAUGCCCCAGUGAUCAUGACCAACAUGCUGAAGUUCUGUGUCAUCAGUGAAACCUGGUUAAAAUCAAUCUAACUUUUUGAAGGACUGUUAUUGAACAUGCAACCGGGUGUGCGAGCCUGGAUGCCCACUGCGACUGUGUUGGGCCUGUUUUGCCGAGGUUGCCUCAGCAAGACGCAGAGUUUGCAUGGUCACAGCUUCAGCUGUUUGCCCAGGCAGAUGAGCAGGUGGAACAGCUGGGAGUCAGACAAACCCCCACCUUCUCAGGAAAACCCCCGUAUCCUCAUCACAGGUGGUCUUGGGCAGUUAGGUGUGGGACUUGCACAGAUGCUGAGGAAACAAUUCGGGACAGAGAAUGUAAUCCUGUCAGACAUUAAGAAGCCUCCACCUCAUGUUUUCAGCAGUGGUCCAUUUCUUUACGCUGAUGUGUUGGACUACAAACUUCUGAGAGAACUGAUUGUAAACAAUCGGAUCACUUGGCUGAUCCACUACAGUGCUCUGCUCAGUGCUGUGGGCGAGGCUAACGUGGCUUUGGCACGCAAGAUCAACAUCACAGGCCUUCAUAAUGUGCUGGAUUUGGCUCUGGAGAACUCCCUGCGCGUUUUUGUCCCUAGCACCAUUGGAGCAUUCGGUCCCUCUUCUCCACGCGACCCGGCCCCUGACCUCUGUGUCCAAAGACCUCGAACCAUCUAUGGUGUAUCCAAAGUGCAUGGAGAACUGAUGGGAGAGUAUCUCCAUCAUAAAUAUGGUCUGGACUUCCGCAGCCUACGUUACCCAGGUGUGAUAUCAGUGAACACACCUCCUGGAGGAGGAACAACAGACUAUGCGGUUCAAAUCUUCCACGAUGCUCUCAGCACAGGUCACCACGAGUGUUACCUGCGUCCCGACACCCGUCUUCCUAUGAUGCAUAUCUCUGACUGCCACCGUGCCACUGUAGAAUUCAUGCAGACUCCAGAGAGCCAGAUGUCCCUGCGUACCUACAACAUUGCGGCCAUGAGCUUUACUCCAGAAGAGGUGGCCCAAGAAAUCCGCAAGCAUCUCCCUAAACUUAAGGUCUCCUACAAUCCUGACCCUGUUCGCCAGACCAUUGCAGACAGCUGGCCUGUGAGGUUUGAUGAUUCCAAUGCCAGGAGAGAUUGGGGCUGGGCACCAGCGUUCGGCCUUGAGGAGCUGGUGUCAGACAUACUGCGCUCUGUUCGAGACAAGAGAACAAAUCAGGGUUUGCCAGUCAGCUAGCGAAACCUGCUUCACUGAGACUAACCAAUGCCCUAUUCCUGACUUUUCUUCAUUCUGAAUUUGCCAACAAAACACCUCCAAUGACUUCACUUUCACAAGUUGUCACCCACUAUCCUCCAACAUUAGGGCAAUGAGUGAGGGACUGUUUGUUAAGUAGGAAUGUUCAGUCAGAACCUCUCAGUAUACAGGGGACAGUAGACAACAUACACAUGCACUCAAACACGCACAUUUCAGUCUUUUUCAGGGAAUCAUUUACUGUCUCUUCAUCUUUGUUGUUUUUAAUUGUUAUCAUGGUAGCAUCACACAGAACAGAUACUCAUUUCUUGAGCUUUAAAGAUUUCAUGUUAUGUUCAUCACAUCCAUGGACACAACUGUCUGUUAUGUUUAAGAAAAUGUCUAAUACAAUAUGGACCAGUACAAGUAACAAAUCUGUUGUACACUGACUUCAGGAUUAUUUGGAAUAGCAGGUUCAUUAAUUCUGCAGUCUAUUAAAUUUCAAAUUACACACUAAAUACAACCCUUGCCUUGCUGUGGCAUCUAAUGGGAAGCCUUUAUUUAACUCUUUUGCAGGCUGUGUGAUUUUGUUUAUGAUCGAGUACCAUUAACAAAUGAAGCCUUAUCAAAAACGGAACGGAAUGGCAAAAUGGAAAAAUGCAGUGCACUUUGACUGAGACCUUGAAUAAUAAAAACAAACAGCAGUGAUUAAUAAAAAAUAAAAAAAUC